Messenger RNA from Hevea brasiliensis (rubber tree), 1408 nucleotides. Its product is annotated as calcineurin B-like protein 9. The coding region runs from base 434 to 1075 and encodes 213 amino acids. Gene Ontology annotation, molecular function: kinase binding; calcium ion binding. The record is from RefSeq and is a predicted model, not a curated record. The transcript is spliced from 9 exons. Gene Ontology annotation, biological process: calcium-mediated signaling. NCBI's taxonomy places the organism in Eukaryota, Viridiplantae, Streptophyta, Magnoliopsida, Malpighiales, Euphorbiaceae.
GCUUCGGCAAUCAAACCGAUCAAAAAAAUGCAAUCGAAAGCAACUAUUUGCCGUCCGAUGAGACCCUAUGUGGCAACCCAUACACUGUUAGCCAACUGACAUAACCCCCUUCUCUCUUUCUGUCUCUGUGUUGUUCGUCUAAGAAAUCUAUCUUGUUUUCUAAAAGAAGGGGCGUAGAGUAACCCCCUUCUCUCUCUCUGUCUCUGUCUUGUUCGUCUAGAGAAAUCAAUCUAGUUUUCUAAAAGAAGGGGCGUGGAGGAAGGAAGAUAUAUAGAAGUUGCUUCUCAAUUUUCCUUCUUCCAUUUUACACACGCGGCAUUUUCCGCCCGGGAUUUUUGUUGGUUAAGAUGAUUUUGGUGAUGAAUUGUAGUUUGAAGGCUAGGCACCAAGUCUAGUAUUGGCUUUUUUUCUUCUCUUCCUUCAUCAUCAGUAAAUGGGCUGCAUUAGUUCUAAAGUAGCAAGACAGUUUCCUGGACAUGAGGACCCUGUAGUUCUUGCUUCACAAACUGCUUUUAGCGUAAGUGAAGUCGAAGCACUUUUUGAACUAUUCAAGAGCAUUAGUAGUUCUGUUGUUGACGAUGGGUUAAUAAAUAAGGAGGAGUUUCAGCUGGCUCUUUUCAAGAACAGAAAGAAAGAGAAUCUCUUUGCUAAUAGAAUCUUUGACCUCUUCGAUGUUAAGCAAAGGGGAGUCAUUGAUUUUGGUGACUUUGUUAGAGCACUCAAUGUCUUUCAUCCCAAUGCCCUGCAAGAAGAAAAGAUAGACUUUUCAUUUAGGCUUUAUGAUUUGGAGAAUACAGGAUUUAUUGAGCGCCAAGAGGUUAAGCAAAUGUUGAUUGCCCUCCUUUGUGAAUCUGAAAUGAAGUUGGCUGAUGAGACGAUUGAGAUAAUUCUUGAUAAGACUUUCAUGGAAGCUGACUCUGACAAUGAUGGCAAGAUAGACAGAUCCGAAUGGCAGAACUUCGUCCGUAAAAACCCAUCCUUGUUAAAGAUCAUGACACUACCCUACCUAAGGGAUAUCACAACAACAUUUCCGAGUUUCGUUUUCAACACUGAGGUGGAUGAAAUUGCUACCUGAAAGGCAGGGAAAUAGCUUAGGAUAUUACAAAGAGUUGGUAUGAACCACUGGCUUUUCAUUUUUGUUUUUUCAAAAAUUAUUUACAGAAGUCAACAAUUGUGUUACUUGAGUUGGAAAGAUCCGUUGUGAGUAAAAGUUAUCUUUUAACUCUAAGGCACAAUUGCUACAAUUGAUCCUCUGUUCAUUUUUCUUGUUAAUAAUACUAGUUUUCUGGUGAGGUAGAAAGUAGUUCUCUCUCUCUCAAGAGUCCCAAGACUUCAGUGUUGUGUUAUGAUGAUUACUAAUCUUUUUAGAGUUAAAUAUAAUUUAGGAAAUUACUGUUGGGUCCUUAAA